This is a messenger RNA of Syngnathus acus (greater pipefish), 1170 nucleotides long. Its product is annotated as visinin-like protein 1. Lineage: Eukaryota; Metazoa; Chordata; Actinopteri; Syngnathiformes; Syngnathidae. Bases 185 to 760 code for a protein of 191 amino acids. The transcript has 4 exons. Gene Ontology annotation, molecular function: calcium ion binding. The record is from RefSeq and is a predicted model, not a curated record.
GGGAGACGGCCGCGGUUCAUUCAUCAUCCUCUUCCUCACUCAGAGAGGUGAGUUCACAGGCAAAAGCUCCGUAUUUACAGCAGGAAGUGUUUGGGACCACCGAGAACAGGAGGACGCACUUCUGUCACACCUACGAGGAGCAUAUUUUUCUUCCCCGCCAAAUCAUUAGCAGAGGUGAAGCGUCAUGGGGAAACACAACAGCAAGCUUGCCCCUGAGGUCCUGGACGACCUGACCAAGAACACGGAAUUCAACGAGGCCGAGCUUAAGCAGUGGUAUAAAGGCUUCCUCAAGGAUUGCCCCUCUGGCAUCCUCAACCUGGAGGAGUUCCAACAGCUCUAUGUCAAGUUUUUUCCAUACGGCGAUGCCUCCAAGUUCGCCCAGCACGCUUUCCGGACGUUCGACAAGAACGGCGACGGGACUAUCGACUUCAGGGAGUUCAUCUGCGCCCUGUCCAUCACCUCCAGGGGCAGCUUUGAGCAGAAGCUGAACUGGGCCUUCAACAUGUACGACCUGGAUGGCGAUGGCAAAAUCACCCGUGUGGAGAUGCUCGAGAUUAUUGAGGCCAUUUAUAAGAUGGUGGGCACGGUGAUCAUGAUGCGCAUGAACGAAGACGGCCUGACCCCGCAGCAGCGCGUCGACAAGAUCUUCUCCAAGAUGGACAAGGACCAAAACGACGAAAUCUCCCUGGAUGAGUUCAAAGAGGCGGCCAAGUCGGACCCCUCCAUCGUCUUACUGCUGCAGUGCGACAUGCAGAAGUAAACGCCGAUUGCGUGGAGUCGGGAAAAGAGGAAAGGGGAGGAGAUGGAGGGAGGGAGGGAAUCUAGAGAAAUUGCGGCGGUGGUAUUCAAUUCAUCACUAUGAAUCAAGGGAUAUUUAGAAAACAAUCAAAAAAAAGGUUCCCCGAGUGAUUCGAUGUCGGAAAUAUGACGGAUUCAUACAUUAAUGCGUCGCUGGUGUGUUUGGGCGUAAUCGGUCAAAUCCUCUCCCACGUGGAAGAACAUUUUUAAAUGGAUUACUGUACAACAUGACAUCUGGGCUUAAAGCAAAACUUCAUUAAAAGUCCAUUACACUGAUGUCAUGGUUAUAAACAGCAUCAAGGGUGAUUACGCGCUACUUGUUCGAAAGCAUCUGACGAGAAAAGUCAGGAUUAUUUCCAUAUAAGAAAUGUA